Messenger RNA from Coregonus sp. 'balchen', 814 nucleotides. The record is from the annotation of a GenBank genome assembly. Lineage: Eukaryota; Metazoa; Chordata; Actinopteri; Salmoniformes; Salmonidae.
AUGUCUUCUUUAGGAAGGGCCAUGGGUGUCCUUAGGGCCGGGACGCAGCUUCUUACACGUGGACCUCAGAAAAUUGUAACCCGAAAGUAAGUAACGUUACUGGUGUUGUUAUAAUGUAAACGUUAGCUAUGUGCUAACUUCGUAAGGUUGAAUUCAAUAUCGUCCUUCAUAACUAAAGAAGGCUUCAUUCACACGUCAGCUGAGCUGUACACAUUCAUCACUGUCUUCUUAGCUAUAAACAGUAACGUUAGGCUACAGCUUAUGACUAACUAACGUUAGCAGACUGACAAUAGGCCUACUAAACAGGUGUCCAGAGGGAGGCGCCAUGAUCAGAUGUUAACCCACUGGUUUGUUGGGUUUCAUCAAAUGUGUAGAGCAAAGCUACAUCAUACUGGUAUAAAGUGAUACUCUCAGUGCUCUGGUUUUCUGUUUCCUUUCAGAGCUGGUGGUGGACCUCACAUAGAGGCCCAGUACAGGCAAUUCCCACAACUCACCAAGAGCCAGACGUUCCAAGCAGAGCUCCUCAGCAGUGCCAUGUGGUUCUGGAUCCUGUGGCACUGCUGGCAUGACCCAGAUGCAGUAAUGGUGAGUUGAAUGUAGAUUAGGCUCCUAAUCAUAGCUAUGUCUGGUAUGUCCUGUCCCAUCUAGUUUUGGCGGUUCAUAGACGAAAGGAUGGAGACUAAGCCGGUGUCUGUCAGGCAGACUUAAAACCCCAUGAUGCCUCUUCUCUCUCUCUCAGGGUCACUUCCCAUGGCCUGAUGCGUCCGCAUGGACAGAUGAGGAACUGGGGAUCCCAGCUGACGAUGAGGAAUGA